This is a messenger RNA of Ilex paraguariensis (yerba mate), 324 nucleotides long. The record is from the annotation of a GenBank genome assembly. NCBI's taxonomy places the organism in Eukaryota, Viridiplantae, Streptophyta, Magnoliopsida, Aquifoliales, Aquifoliaceae.
AUGCCUUGUUCCUUAGAAAUCAAAAUAAUAGCUUUUGCAACAAUGCAACUUCAAACAGUUGAGACAGAUACAUGCCUUCAUUAUCACAACAUCCAAAUUCAAUCAAAGCUUCUGCAACAAAGCACCGAAUUUGGUCGAAAGGAAUAUUCCAAUCUCUUAUUUACUAAAAUAGGUAGCUUAUGUAGUACAAAUAUGAACCUUUGGAAAGCUAUUAUUAGAGGUUAUGCUUACAAUGGUCCAUUUGAGAAGUGCAUAUCAAUGUAUAUGAUGAAAUGCCUCACAGAGGACUCAAAACCAAUAAUUUUACAUACCCAUAUGUCCUAA